AUGGAACAAAACCUUAAGCUUGGGAAGGGAGAAGGAGAAGAUAAAGUGGAUAGCAGUCAAUACAGGAGGUUAGUUGGUCGUCUCCUUUACCUGCAGGCCACCAGACCGGACAUCACCUAUGCAGUGAAUGUCCUCAGCCAAUUCGUGACAGACCCUCGCCAGAACCACAUGGAUGCAGCAACUAGAGUUCUUCGGUACUUGAAAUCGACUCCAGGACAAGGUAUAUUGUUACCAAAAGAAGGUGGCAUGAACUUAUUGUUAUAUUGUGAUGCGGAUUGGUUAGGAUGUCCUUUGUCAAGAAAGUCUCGAACUGGUUACUUAUUGUCUCCUGGAGGAGCACCCAUAUCAUGGAAGUCAAAGAAGCAAUCAGUAGUUUCAAGAUCAUCUGCAGAGGCAGAGUACAGAGCCAUGGCUACUACUGUCAGCGAGGUGAUUUGGGCAAGGUGGAUGUUGAGUGAAUUAGAUGCUAAACAAGGGGAACCAACUGUUUUGUUUUGCGAUAACCAGGCGGCUAGGCAUAUAGCGAACAAUCCAGUCUUCCAUGAGAGAACAAAGCAUGUAUAG
Molecule: messenger RNA, 564 nt
Organism: Helianthus annuus (common sunflower)
Lineage: Eukaryota; Viridiplantae; Streptophyta; Magnoliopsida; Asterales; Asteraceae
Product: secreted RxLR effector protein 161-like
Exons: 1
Coding region: 1-564 (187 amino acids)
Source: RefSeq, a predicted model, not a curated record